Physeter macrocephalus (sperm whale) is the source of this 3542-nucleotide messenger RNA. RefSeq names its product G2/mitotic-specific cyclin-B2-like. NCBI's taxonomy places the organism in Eukaryota, Metazoa, Chordata, Mammalia, Artiodactyla, Physeteridae. Gene Ontology annotation, molecular function: cyclin-dependent protein serine/threonine kinase regulator activity. Gene Ontology annotation, cellular component: nucleus; cyclin-dependent protein kinase holoenzyme complex; cytoplasm. Gene Ontology annotation, biological process: mitotic cell cycle phase transition; regulation of cyclin-dependent protein serine/threonine kinase activity. The transcript has a single exon. The record is from RefSeq and is a predicted model, not a curated record. Bases 398 to 1594 code for a protein of 398 amino acids.
UUACCAGGGGGUAAGGGGGGAGGGAUAAAUUGAGAGAUUGGGAUUGACAUAUACACACUACUAUGUAUGAAAUAGAUAACUAAUAAGGACCUACUGUAUUACACAGGGAAGUCUGCUCAGUAUCUUGUAAUGACCUAUAACGGAAAAGAAUCUUAAAAAGAGUGGAUAUAUGUAUAUGUAUAACUGAUUCACUUUGCUGUACACCUGAAACUAACACAAUAUUGUAAAUCAACUCUACACCAAUAAAAAAAUUUUUUUAAAAACCACAUUUUGGGAAGAUCCCCAGCGUCGCGGUCUCAGAGCGCAGUCCUAACGGUGCCGAGGAAGCUAGCGCUCUCCGUUUCCAGUCCGCGUCCCUCCCUGGGCCGGGCUGCCACUCUUACCUGUCCCGUCCCUCAUGGCGCUGCUCCGACGCCCGACGGUGUCCACCGAUUUGGAGAAUAUUGACACAGGAGUUAAUUCUAAACCUAAAAGCCAUGUGACUAUCAGACGGGCAGUUUUAGAAGAAAUUGGAAAUCGAGUUACAAUCAGAGCCACACAAGUAACUAAGAAAGCUCAGAACACUAAAGUACCUGUUCCACCCACCAAUACAACAAAUGUCAACAAGCACCUGAAACCUACUGCUUCUGUGAAACCAGGGCAGAUGGAAGUGUUGGCUCCAAAGGGUCCCUCUCCCACACCUGUGGAUAUCUCCAUGAAGGAAGAGAACCUCUGCCAAGCUUUCUCUGAUGCCUUGCUCUGCAGAAUUGAGGAUAUUGAGACUGAAGACUGGGAGAACCCUCAGCUCUGCAGCGACUAUGUUAAGGAUCUCUACCAGUAUCUAAGGCAGCUUGAGGUUCUGCAAUCCAUAAAUCCACAUUUUUUAGAUGGAAGAGAUAUAAACGGGCGCAUGCGUGCCAUCCUGGUGGAUUGGCUGGUGCAAGUCCACUCCAAGUUUAGGCUGCUGCAGGAAACUCUGUACGUGUGCGUCGCCAUCAUGGACCGAUUUUUACAGGUUCAGCCUGUCCCUCGUAAGAAGCUUCAACUGGUUGGGAUUACAGCUCUGCUCUUGGCUUCCAAGUAUGAGGAGAUGUUUCCUCCAAAUAUUCAAGACUUCGUUUACAUCACAGACAAUGCUUACACCAGUUCUCAAAUUCGAGAAAUGGAAACUCUAAUUUUGAAAGUACUGAAAUUUGAGUUGGUUCGACCUUUAGCACUACAUUUCUUAAGGCGGGCAUCAAAAGCCGGAGAGGUCGAUGUUGAACAGCACACUUUAGCCAAAUACUUGAUGGAACUGACUCUCAUUGACUACGACAUGGUGCAUUAUCACCCUUCUAAGGUGGCAGCAGCCGCUUCCUGCCUGUCCCAGAAGGUUCUAGGCCACGGAAAAUGGAACUUAAAGCAGCAGUAUUACACUGGAUACACAGAGAAUGAAGUAUUGGAAGUCAUGCAGCACAUGGCCAAAAAUGUAGUGAAAGUAAAUGAAAAGUUAACGAAAUUCAUCGCCAUCAAGAAUAAGUAUGCCAGCAGCAAACUCCUGAAGAUCAGCACAAUUCCCCAGCUGAACUCAAAAACCAUCCAAGAGCUUGCCUCACCUCUGCUGGGACGGUCCUAGGGUGCCGAGGCCCUCAGGGAAGAGUGCUUCAUCUGUGCACUUUGUCUUGCUGAUUUGGAACUCCUGACUUUAUAUACAGUCUUCUGGUCUAUUUCAUGAAACCUUUUCUCAGACUGAUUUUCUACAUGUAUAUUGAGGAAAAAUAAAGCUAUUGAUUUUCUUAAGGUAAAAAAAAACAAACAAACCACAUUUUGAUUUUCUGUAGGAAAAUGAGUUUCAUUCUGUAGGAUAAAUGCCUAGAAAUGCAAUUGCUGAGUCAUUUGCAUAUGUACAUACUCAUCAUUUUAAGGUCCUAUGAUACAUUUUACCAAAUUGCUUUCCCAAAUGCUUGUACCUAUUUACCAAAAACCUUAUCCCUUUACCACUAGGGUUUGCAAUUGUAAACAGCUUUUGCUAAUAAAAUGGUAUGCCGUCAUUUUAUUGCACAUUCCUGGCUUAUUAGUGAGGCUGAAUAUCUUUUCCUAUAUGUAUUAGCUAAAUUCCCCAACAGAUGCUUCAUAUUUUAUCAGAGUAUUGUCAUCUUCCUGUUGAUUUUAACAACUCUUUAUAAAUAUCAUCCUCUCUACUAUAUAAGCUGAAAAUAUUGUUUCAUUUUGUUCUUUUACCUGUGUAUGGUGACAUUUGCCAAAUUAAAGUUUUGAAUUUUUAUGUAGCUGGCAAUGAAAAUUUAAUUAACAAUCAAGUUAAGCAGAAAAAGAGAAUUUAAUUCGAGCCAAACUAAGGAUUAUAACCCAGGAGACAGACUCUCAGAAGCUCUGAGGAUUGUUCCACCUGUUAAAGUUGAAGGCACGGUCACAUACGUUUUCAAGACAAAAGGUCAUACAUCAAAAUGACAUACUGACAUUUUAUACAAAGUUCACCAAAGACACAUAGUCUAGGUAAGCACAUACAAAGCGAGUAGUAAGUCAUCAUGACCUUCUACAAAGUUAGGAAAGAACACUAUUCUUUUAAGAAGUUACACUGAUAGUGUCAGAAGCAAGAAAAACAUUGAUCUUUAAAGCUGAGCAGGCGUUUCCAUCUUUGAGGAGGUCUGGUUCAUGUGUAAUGCAGAUGGAAGGGAGCGAGGAGGCCCAAAUGGACACAGAGAGAAUUUUAUAAGUUUUUCUCAUCCUGCCUUAAAAUAUAAAUUUUAUUUCAUCAUAUUUAAAGAACAAACUUGUGAUUCCAAAUUUGGGCAAAUGUAAAAUUAUGCAGUGAUUCAAAGUUAAUUGAAUAUGUUGGAUUUUUAAAUCAAAGUUGAUGUGCAGACAUUCACUGAAGGAAUCCAAUGCCCUCUGCCUAAGAAACGUAUUGUUUUGGUAAUGACCAUAUCAAUUGUCUUUUCAUCCUUUCAUUCAGCAGAUAAAUAGGGUUCCAAGCAGCUUUUAUCAAAUCUGAUUUCUUCUAACCUUCUCUGGAUGCAUCAUUCUGGGUCAAUUCCUUUCGGUGACCGAUAAAAUGUUCAAUAGUGUUGGGCUGUAGUUUGCAGCAACGAGAAACACAAUGCCCAACUCAAACUACCCUUUUAAGGAGGAAAGUCGUUAUAUCCCUUAACAGGACAUGGAGAGAGCCAUGGUCCUGGGGUGAAUUAUUUCAAGCGCUCAACGGGACUUCCCUGGCUGUCCAGUGGUUAGGACUCCGCCCUUCCACUUCAGGGGGCGAGGGUUUGAUCCCUGGUCAGGGAACUAAGAUCCCAUAAGACAUGCAGCACGGCCAAAAAAAAAAAAAUUAAGUUCUCAUCAUCAUCAUCCAUGAGACAAGUUCACCCUAUCGUCCAUUUCAGUGACUUGGGGAGGUCACCCAGGGGGAACCCACCACCCAUCAAAGUGGGUCAUAUCAUCAGGGACCUCUUCAACACACUGGGUUUGAGACACAGGCAUUACAGGCAGAUCCACAUUACAACACAGGGGAAGCAGGGCACAGGGAGAGACAAAGCGGCUUUCCCUCCGAGCCCUGGCUCGGCCCAGUA